CCCCUCUCUACAUUACUCGUACGCUCAUACCUGGUAAAUUCGAUACUCGAUUCUCGACAGACGGUUAUGCUACCAUAUACCAUGCAUAUACCUAAUUGUCACUUUUUACCUACGGUUUGCGGAUCUGCUUACAGUUUGUAUUAAAUCAUAAUAAUUGGUACGCGAGACCGAAGAGAAAGGUUAAUUUUCAGUGUUAAUUCUGCUCAUCGAUAGUUGCUGUGAAAUCCCUUUUUAUAGCCUCAUUAUGUACGCAUUUAAGUUAGGACUGUCGUAUUUAAUGUUGAUAUGCGUCCUGGGCGCAAACACCGCUGGUGAGGACGACAUUCCACUCUCUAGGAUCGGAGCAAACGCGGGACCGACUCUCAAAUUUUUCUAUUGCUACUCAUGUGGCUACAGAAAGGUAUUUGACGACUACGUUGGUAUUCUGCAACAGAAAUACCCUGGACUUAAAAUUGAUGGAGAAAAUUUUAAUCCAGCUGGCUACAAGUUAUUCAUGGCAAAAUUUUUGGGAGUUUCAAAGAUCCUGGUAAUUGUCAUAAUACUAUGCGGCAUUAACAUAUUUGCUCCCUUUGGCUUGCACCAACCAUCCUGGUGGCAAUGGUGUACUGAGAAUCGCUUAUAUGCCUGCAUGAUGCUGUUCUUUCUCUGCAACGCCAUUGAAGGACAAUUAAUUGCAUCCGGUGCUUUCGAAAUUCUGCUAAAUGAUGUUCCUGUGUGGUCCAAAUUGGAAACCGGCCGAAUACCACAGCCUCCCGAAUUGUUCCAGAUCAUCGACAGUCAUAUGCAGUUCAGAAAAAGUCACGUCGAACACGACGGUUUCAGCACAUAGUAGCGCCGUUGAUUUGAUUCAUCAUUAUUGGCCAAUGGGAACAGAGAAAUGUUUUCUAUAAUUACAUAGCUACCAAUGGAAGGUAUAAUGCGUUGCGUUGCCAACACCACGCACAGUCUAUGCCAAAGGAAUAAAUGCUAUGUAUCUUGAAUCCGUUCGACGUAUACGUUUCGUCUGCUUUGGAACUUACUUUUUACACACAUAUUUUUAUAGUAUGUAUGUAUACUACUAUACCGUUACCUUGGUAUAAUCGUAUAAUUUGGCAAAAAGUUUGGUCACGUGCCAUUUGAAUGAUUCGCCUGGUUCCUCCACAAGUUUCGAAACGGACGUUCAGUUGAACUAGUUUGUGAAUUGAGUUUGAACUGAAAUGGCAUCCCACCAUGUUCAAUAUUCCAUAGUUCAGCUGAACGUAUACUCAAAACGUGCUAAUCCAGCACACCAUUUCAUAACAAGCAUUCUCAAUGACUAUGUUCACACGGCGCUCUUACUCCGUUGUUAGUACACCGAUGAAGUAAAACCGGUGUUAAAAGUGCGUGUGAGGGAUAUUCAACACCUGGAAUUACUAAUCGGGCUUAGUUAUUCUAUUCCUCUUGAGCUAGAAGGAUAGUAUGAUAGUCGGAAUAAAAGAUACGUAUAAAUGGUA
Molecule: messenger RNA, 1472 nt
Organism: Athalia rosae (coleseed sawfly)
Lineage: Eukaryota; Metazoa; Arthropoda; Insecta; Hymenoptera; Athaliidae
Gene: SelT
Product: thioredoxin reductase-like selenoprotein T homolog CG3887
Exons: 4
Coding region: 245-829 (194 amino acids)
Biological process (GO): cell redox homeostasis
Cellular component (GO): endoplasmic reticulum membrane
Molecular function (GO): thioredoxin-disulfide reductase (NADPH) activity
Source: RefSeq, a predicted model, not a curated record